Molecule: messenger RNA, 1764 nt
Organism: Capronia epimyces CBS 606.96
Lineage: Eukaryota; Fungi; Ascomycota; Eurotiomycetes; Chaetothyriales; Herpotrichiellaceae
Product: uroporphyrin-III C-methyltransferase/precorrin-2 dehydrogenase/sirohydrochlorin ferrochelatase
Exons: 1
Coding region: 1-1764 (587 amino acids)
Biological process (GO): siroheme biosynthetic process; sulfate assimilation
Molecular function (GO): uroporphyrin-III C-methyltransferase activity
Source: RefSeq, a predicted model, not a curated record
AUGACCCCUGCUCUUCUCACGGCGCAAAGCUGCGUCGGCCAUGUCCACCUCGUCCUUGGGACUGGGCCACUUGCGGCUUCACGGUGCGCAAAGUUGCUCGAGGUCGGCGCCCGCCCUGUCAUCGUCGCCCCCGACACUGCGGACCUCCAUUUCACGUUAGCCCAAGCUGUCGAAGACGGAAGAGUGCGGUGGAUACAGCGCGGAUUCGAAGAGACGGACUUGAGGACACUAGGCAGAGAAGACGUCGACGGGUUUGUUGACGCGGUAUUCAUCACAUGGCCUGCAAAAGAUCCUCGGACCAGUCACCUCUCCCAACUCUGCAGACGUCUCCGGAUACCUGUCAACGUGGUGGAUGCCCCCUCACUUUGCACCUUCACGCUCCUCUCCACAUACUCCGAUGGACCACUGCAAAUCGGCAUCACCACCUCGGGUAACGGCUGCAAGCUGUCGUCACGCAUUCGACGAGAGAUCGCGUCAAGUCUGCCGCCCAAGUUCGGUGUGGCGGUGGACCGGCUUGGGGCAAUGAGAAGGCGGAUCUGGGAGGAAGAUUACAGACUGAACCACACCAAUGACACAGAAACUCUCGAGGUGGAUGGUGAAGACGAGGAGGCCGCUGCCCAGAAGCAUACCUUCAACUCACUAGUGAAGGAGGACGAUCGGGACCCAACCACCCUGCGCACACGUCGAAUGAGAUGGUUGUCACAGAUAUGCGAAUACUGGCCUCUGAGCCGGCUAGCCGCCAUCACCGAUGCAGAUGUUUCGGCCAUCCUCGAGGCUUAUCGGUCUCCCGCUGAAACCCCCGCUCCCUGCUCCGGAGCCACGAACGAUCUCCUUCCUCCAUCUGGGUCUCAAAAAGGCACUAUCACUCUAGCGGGCUCUGGGCCCGGACACCCCUCCCUACUGACGAUUGCUGCCCACACUGCCAUUCAAACCGCACAUUUCAUCCUAGCUGAUAAGCUUGUGCCCGCUGAGAUCCUCAAUCUCUUCCCUCGGAGAACGCCAGUGCAUAUUGCGCGGAAAUUCCCCGGCAACGCUGACGCCGCUCAAGAGGAACUGUUACAGCUGGGCCUCGAAGCGUUGAAACAAGGCAAGGAUGUUUUACGGUUGAAGCAGGGCGAUCCUUACCUGUACGGCCGAGGAGCCGAAGAAGUCACCUUCUUCCGGGCCCAGGGAUACCAAGUCAGAGUCAUCCCCGGAAUCACUAGCGCUUUGUCGGCGCCGCUUUUUGCAGAAAUUCCAGUGACUCACCGCGCGGUUGCAGAUCAAGUGGUCGUCUGUACGGGCACUGGGCGAAAGGGCGCGGCCCCGGAGCCCCCUUCGUACAGAAAGAGCAAGACUGUCGUGUUCCUGAUGGCGCUGCACAGACUGGAGAGCUUGGUCAAAAGUCUUACGGGACACGUAGACGAGCAAGACCCAACCGCUCGGCAACGUGCAUUGUGGCCGUCGAGAACGCCCUGUGCCGUGAUCGAAAGAGCAAGUUGUCCAGACCAAAGGGUGGUGCGAUCUACUCUAGAGCAUGUCUGUCAAGCAGUAGAAGAGGAGGGGUCCAGACCUCCGGGGCUUCUCGUGGUCGGUGCCGCUUGUGAAGUGCUUCACAAGCUAGGUGGAGGAAGGAGAUGGUCUGUCGAAGAAGGGUUUCGAGAUCUUGAUACAAUCGGAUCUCCCGGUAGCGACACAGAAAGGUUGAGGGGAGUCGAGUCGACCUUGGUGAAAGAUGGGCUGUCGAUGACAGGGCCUGUACCAGGGGUCACGCCUUUGGGCUAA